CACACAUUACAUGAACGAUAAGCCAAUCAGUCGAGUAUGUUUGCAUCUGAAUUAUUUCGCGAAAAUAUCUUUAGAAAAUGGACGUGCGAUAACAUGAUCUUGAUAUCUAUAACCGAAUGAUAAUAAAUUGUCUAACAAUAAAUAAAAUUAGAAAAAAAUCAAGUGCACACACUUUUUUAUGAAUAAAAUGAGUACAUAGUGAAGUGUUUGUUUAACUGUGUUAUUUAUUUUUUAAACAGUGUACCCUUUGAUAUAUUUAUUGUACUCAAGUGCUGCAAAAUGACCCAGAAUAACAGGGUGCAAUACUGGGCGGCUUUCGCAGUGGCAAUAGCAACUAUGGCGACGAGUACUGCCUACUUCUGGACCGCUCCUAUCUUGCCAAAGAUUCAUAAUAAGGAAAUAAGCCUUAAUCUUACAAGUAGCGAGAUCUCAUGGGUUGUUUCGAUGAUAGCACCAGGCAUGGUUACUGGCAGCCUGGUCGCCAGCUCAAUCUCUGACAAGUUUGGCAGACGAGCCACCCUCUUAUCCAGCGCUGCACCUUUUGUUAUUGGGACAGUUUUCGUGGUAUAUGCUUUGAACACGUGGUUGCUGUAUUUCGGCCGAUUCUUGUGGGGAAAUGGGACUGGUAUGAUUACAACGGUAUCCAGUGUAUAUUUAUCAGAAAUAGCGGAUAAGGACAUAAGGGGUACAUUGACAGCUGGCACUAGGUUCAUGUUCAGUUUCGGAGCCCUAGUGGUGCUGGCCGUAGGUUCUUUCGUGAGCUAUCAAGUCCUGAGUUGUUUUAUGAUAGUGCUUCCUCUAUGCUACUUCAUCGCCUGUUGGAAAAUACCUGAAUCUCCGUACUAUUUGCUUAAAGAAGGGAAGGUAGAUGAGGCCAGAAAAGAGCUUGUACGUUUAACUGGAAUGAAAAAUGAAAAGAUGUUAGAAGAAAAGUUGUCAAUGAUGAGAUCUGAUGUGAGGAAAGAAAUGCUACGAUCUAGUUCAGUCAAGGAACUCCUAACUGGCAAGCAAUAUAGAAAAGCAGUCAUUGUGACUACUGGACUCAGGGUUACUCAACUCAUGGCAGGCAGUAUACCAAUUCAGCAAUACUUGGGACGAAUCAUUCAACAAAGCAACUGCGGCUUAGAAGUUUCAACGGCACUCAUUAUUUUCGGAGCAAUACGAUUUGCAGUAGGUUUGGUAUCACCUGUUAUAGUCGACAAGAUUGGCCGUCGGCCAUUGCUCAUAUACACUUACAUAGGAUCAAGUAUUAUGCUUGGAAUGGUUGGAUCAUACUUCUUUGUACAAAAAGUUGUUGGAAUCGAAAAUGAGUCGUCGAAUCCUUUCCGUUUUGUCGUUUUUAUAGGAAUAGUUUGCUCUAUAGUGAUAUCAAGUAUGGGUUUCGAUACUCUGAUUUUCAUUAUUCCUUCUGAAAUAUUUCCUAUCAACGUGAGGUCUGUUGCAAUGACUGUGUUGAACAUUUUCACGGCAGUAGUGACUUUCGUAGCAGUAAAGGGCUAUCAGAUAAUGGAGGAUUGGACGGGACUGUAUGGUGUAUUCUGGUUUUAUGGCAUCACGGCUUUUAGUGGAGCAGUGUUCACUUACUUUGUAGUUCCAGAAACGAAAGGGAAAAGUUUAAGAGAAAUACAAAUAGAAUUACAGGGAAAUAUUUACGAUGAUGAUGCUGAUGAUGCUUUGAAGAAAGAACUUGAGCCUGAGGAGAAUAUUAAAGAGAACAAUGAGUUAAAAGAACUCGCAUUGGCGCUGGCCGGUGUGACAUUAGGAGUUUCCUCAGGCUGGACCACCACAGUUCUACCUAAGUUCCACAACAAUGAGACCAGGAUUUACAUUACUGACCAAGAAAUAUCAUGGGUGGCGGCUAUCGCAUCUCCUGGCUACAUGACUGGCAGCCUGACAUCCAGUUUUAUUGCUGACAAGUUCGAUUAUGAUUUUGAGUACUGCAACAGUUUGGUGGCUGUAUAUUGCGCGGUUUUAUGGGGCAUCGGUAUGGGUAUUAUUGGAACGAUAUCAUCCAUCUACUUAGCGGAGGUAUCAGACAAAGAGGUCAGAGGGACUGUCACCUCCUCAUUUCGCUACAUGAUGAGUUUUGGCAAUUUCCUCACCAUGGCAAUCGGAUCCUUCGUCUCUUUUGAGAAUAUUACUUGCUUGUUAUUGGUUCUGCCGCUAGCUUACUUCAGCGCUUGCUGCUUCAUUCCUGAAACUCCAUAUUACUUGUUAAAAGAAGGAAAAUUAAAAGAAGCUAGAGCGGCACUGUUGAAGUUGAGCUCCAAUAAGGAAGAUUGGGUAGUGGAAGAUCGGCUGUCAGCAAUGAGAUUGGACGUUAAAAAGGAUAUGCAAAGCUCCAGUUCCAUUAAAGAGUUAUUUACUGGGAAGCGGUACCGCAAAGCAUUGAUUAUUUCUAUUGGCUUGAAAAUAACUCAAAUCAUGAGCGGUACGCUUGCCAUCCUACAAUACUUGGGCCGAAUUUUUCAAGAGAGCAACACGAAUAUUAAUCUUUCGACUGCUUUGAUGGUAUUCGGAGCAGUCCGAUUUAUUGUCGGUAUUUUUUCAUCCGUAAUAGUGGACAAAGUUGGACGACGACCCUUGUUCAUAUCCUCCUACCUGGGUUCUAGCAUGGCUCUCUCCACUAUUGGAUUAUAUUUCUUCCUACAACCAACCUUUUCUAUAUUCUCCAGCUACAUCCCGUUUUUCGGCCUCAUGAUAAUAUCUACAAUAAUAUCCAUUAUUGGCUAUGAUACAUUGUGCUUUGUGAUCACUGCUGAAAUAUUUCCUCUCAAUGUCAAAUCAGUCGCGAUGACGUUUCAAAACAUAUUAGGGGGGUUCUUAAACUUUUUAGUUGUGAAAGGGUACCAAGAAGUCAAGGAUGUCGCUGGUCUGACUGGAGUGUUCUGGUUCUUUGCCUGCUCAUCUCUAACUGGUGCUGUUUUUUCGUUCUUCUUGGUACCAGAGACGAAAGGAAAGAGUUUGAGAGAAAUCCAAAUAGAGUUACAAGGAGAACUGUAUGAUGAAGUUGAUAAAAGUAUUCCUAAUGGAGUCGUGAAAGAUGAUGAUGAUGCUACAGAGCUGAAAGUGUUGAAACCUGAUAAUACUUGAGAUCCUCGAAUUAAAGACCGUGUUAGAGAUGAUCAAGAGAACUAAAUUGUAUUCAGUCUGGUAGUGGGUAAGUCAACUGGCAUGACCCUC
This is a messenger RNA of Helicoverpa armigera (cotton bollworm), 3183 nucleotides long. RefSeq lists its product as uncharacterized. Bases 280 to 3093 code for a protein of 937 amino acids. Gene Ontology annotation, cellular component: membrane. Gene Ontology annotation, biological process: transmembrane transport. The transcript has 15 exons. NCBI's taxonomy places the organism in Eukaryota, Metazoa, Arthropoda, Insecta, Lepidoptera, Noctuidae. The record is from RefSeq and is a predicted model, not a curated record. Gene Ontology annotation, molecular function: transmembrane transporter activity.